AUGAGAAAAAGAGGGUUUGGUGUUGUUCAUUUUCUUCUUGCUGUUCUGAUAAUGAGCAUUCUCAGCAUAGUGCAUGGACAAUACACAGAUACACCACCAACUGCCACUGAUAAUGAGAAGAAUGGCUCACAUGUAUCGGCAUUGUAUGUUUUAGGUGAUUCCUCGGUUGAUUGUGGAGACAACACUUUGUUCUACCCUCUGCUUCACGGUCGUCUCUCUUUGUAUCCAUGUAAUGGCUCUGAUGCUACCCUUCUUCCUCAACUUCUUGCUAAGAAGAUUGGAUUGACAUCAAUCCGGCCAUUUUAUGGUCAAAAUGGAUCUCUGGAAGAGGUUCUUGGUGGUCUCAACUUUGGUUCAACACAGGCUACAAUCAUGAACCAGGGAAGCUACAGCCACCAAUCUCUCACCCAACAACUACGCCAAGUUUCUGAGACUAUGCAGCUGUUGCAACUGCAGCUGAGCGAGGACACUGCUCUCCAAUUUACAAAAUCUUCCAUAUUUUUCCUUUCCUUUGGCAAAGAGGAUUACAUUGAUCUACUCCUACAUAACUCUUCAAGCCAAAUGUUCCAGCACAAUCCCCAAAAUUUUGCUACCAUUUUGGUCAACCAAAUGGCAAAUGCUGCCAGGUAUCUUUAUGAUGCAAAUGCGAGGAAGAUCAUAUGUUUGGGAAUCCUUCCUUUGGGAUGCACACCUCGCAUAGCCUUGGAGUCGAAUCACACAUCAGGUGGAGAUUAUAACGGUAACAGUUGCGUGGAACAUGUCAAUGAGUUGGUCUUUGAAUACAACAAAUUGCUGGAUGAACAAAUAGCCAAACUUAAUGCCGAAUUUCCUGAUGCUCAGAUGGUGUUCUGUGAUGUAUACAGUGGAAUGAUGGAGAUUAUCAAUAAACCAUGGCUUUAUGGUUUUGAAGACGCAAAGAGGGCAUGUUGCGGACUUGGUCUGAAUGGUGCAAUGAUAGGGUGUGUUUCCAUGGACAUGGCCUGUGAUCAAGCUUCAACCCAUAUUUGGUGGGAUUUAUACAACCCUUCACAAGCAGUCAACUCCAUCCUUGCUGAUGCAGCCUGGUCUGGCCAACCAAUCCCUAAUCUUUGCCGUCCUAUCACCAUCCAUGAAUUAGUGAACAUGGAAAUCUAG
Molecule: messenger RNA, 1134 nt
Organism: Abrus precatorius (Indian licorice)
Lineage: Eukaryota; Viridiplantae; Streptophyta; Magnoliopsida; Fabales; Fabaceae
Product: GDSL esterase/lipase At1g71250-like
Exons: 3
Coding region: 1-1134 (377 amino acids)
Molecular function (GO): hydrolase activity, acting on ester bonds
Source: RefSeq, a predicted model, not a curated record